GAGACUUCGAGUGGACGUGAGAGGUUGAGGGAUCCUCUUGUUUCCACAUCUGUACCAAAUCAAAGAAAGGAAUCAAAUUGAGGCUGAGGGGAAGUUUUUCGAACUGUGUUGGCUGCGCUGGCAAGCUUCGGACCACACAGGCUUUCCAUGAACACAAAUUCUACCAUAUCCCUCCUAUAUCUGUUUCAGCUCUCCAGACUUAUACGCUCAAUUAUAGUAUUCAUUUACCAAGCUUUUUUCUCUUAGAAUUAAAUGUUCCUGGGUCCACCCAUGGUCUGCAAUGCCUGCCUUGUUCGUCACUAAUUGCAACCAUCUUUCCGAGGCAGGUUUCUGCAAUGGCAGCCACAACUAUUGCUGCAUUCAGUACUUGUUCUCUCUUGAGUAAUAAAAACAAUACCAAUCUGCUUCACAAGUCUACCAGGGUAAGGGCACUGAAUUGUUCAAAUAACAGUAUUUUGUCCUUUCCUCUGAACCCAUCUAAUGGCUUGAUUAAGAGGAAUUGCAACAGAAGAAGACAUGGUGGUUUUAAAGUGUCUUGUUCGAGUGAAGCAUACACUGGAAGAGUGGGCACAAUAUAUUGGAAAGGAAAUGCUUCAGUGGCCUCUUUCGGGUUUAAGCACAAGAAAUUUCCCAAGGGCAUCAGGAUGGAUUUUUCUCAGUCUUUACCUGCAAUGCUACCCGUGAUUGUUGUAGGAACAGCAGCUGCAGCUCUCAUCUAUCCUGCCACCUUUACUUGGGUUACCAAAGAGUAUUACGCCCCUGCUCUUGGGGGGAUAAUGCUCUCCAUUGGCGUCCAGCUUUCUGUCAGGGAUUUUGCACUAGCAUUUCAAAGGCCUUUGCCCUUAACAAUCGGAUAUCUGGCACAAUAUGUGCUGAAACCUGUAUUGGGCUUUUUGAUAGCAAGAGCUUUUAGAACACCACCCAUAUUUGCUGCUGGUUUCACUCUUACUGCAUGCGUUGCUGGUGCCCAAUUAUCAAGCUAUGCUAGCUUUUUAAGCAAGGGAGAUGUGGCACUAAGCAUUGUUUUAACCAGUUUUUCAACAAUAACAUCAGUAAUUGUCACCCCAUUAUUGACUGGUCUACUGAUCGGUUCUGUGGUGCCAGUGGAUGCAAUAGCAAUGUCCAAGUCAAUACUACAGGUUGUGCUGAUUCCUGUGUCAAUGGGUCUGGCUCUUAAUACUUAUGCCAAGCCAUUAGUAAAUCUUAUUCGUCCAUUCAUGCCAUUGGUGGCCAUCGUUUGCACAUCACUGUGCAUCGGAAGUCCACUUGCAUUAAAUCAAAGUCAGAUCAUAUCUAUGGAAGGAUUUCAGCUGUUGGCACCGGUACUAGCAUUCCAUGCCUCUGCAUUUAUGAUUGGCUACUGGGUAUCAAAAUUGCCUCAUUUAAGGCAGGAAGAGAAUGUUUGCAGAACCAUUUCUCUUUGUACUGGAAUGCAGAGCUCUACCCUUGCUGGUCUCUUAGCUACACAAUUCCUUGGUGGAACUCAAGCAGUUCCAGCAGCUUGUUCUGUGGUGGUUAUGGCUAUAAUGGGUUUGAGUCUUGCAUCAUUUUGGGGCAAAGGAUUUAAACUCCGAGAUAUACCUGCCAGUGCAAUUGGGCAAGCAGCUUAAUACGGAAAGGAGCAAAUGUUUCUCCUAAAGAAGAUCAAUGAGGUGAAUCAUAUAUUUACCAUCAAAGUCCAUACUUGUCAAUAUAGUAGCAUAACCGAUCUUUGUGACUCGAGCUUCUUAUAUUUGUAAUACUACAUCACCCAUAUAUAUACUUCUGGCAAUUCAAGCUAGGAUGUGAAAUCUUAUCUUAUAAUGAUGCCUUUUGCAUGCUGAAGUUUUCAUAGUUGCAAGAGAUUUGCAAUAUUCUUUCUAGUACAGAAUACCAGUUUAUGCGUUUAUCCGGUACUAGUUUGGUUCAUUGUAAAUUCCUUUUUUGAGAAACCAACUAAAUUUCCUCAUACAUGUAUAUGCCGUUUUCAAAUAUAACGAGUAGUGAAAAAUAAAUUGAGGAUUGACAAAUUUCUAACAA
Molecule: messenger RNA, 2019 nt
Organism: Cryptomeria japonica (Japanese cedar)
Lineage: Eukaryota; Viridiplantae; Streptophyta; Pinopsida; Cupressales; Cupressaceae
Product: probable sodium/metabolite cotransporter BASS3, chloroplastic
Exons: 5
Coding region: 336-1610 (424 amino acids)
Cellular component (GO): membrane
Source: RefSeq, a predicted model, not a curated record